CCACUGGACUGCACGAGAUGUCUGUUCAGAUCAGUUCUGUGAGGAACUCUGGACGACGUCUUGGACAGGAUGAAGCUGCCACUGUGGGAGGCCUCAAACCUCUACACCGCUUCCUGAAGGGGCAACCCCAGAUCACCGGAAUCGUUGUGCUGAUCCUUGGUGCAUCUUUAUUUUGUGUGACUCUUGCUCUGCUCGCGACCUUUGAUAUUGAUGAACGAUGGACAAAAGUCCUACCUGGCCUCAUGCUCGCUGCAAUGUUUGUUGCAUGCGGGAUUCUGUAUAUUGUGACAGAGAAAAACCCCACCAAGAGAACUGUGACCAUAUCGCUGGCUCUGAGCAUCAUAUCUGUGCUCUGCACAAUCUGGGUAGUCGCGCACUCUGUGCAAUUCUUUAAAUUUUCUUCCUACAGUGUUCUUGAACAUUAUGACAACGGCACAGUGACUGAGAUAAUGUGGCCAUCAAAUUAUGAGAAAGUAGCAAGGACUGUGGAAGCUGUCUUCAAAUUCAACGGUGCCGUUGGAGGAAUUAUUUGUCUUGUCAUGUCAGUCCUGGCUGGAGCUGCCCUGCGGUCCACAGCAAGUCAGGCCAUUGUACUGAUGACUGCCACGGCGACUGAAACGCCCACUGCGUAGAGAUCAAAAGAGGAACGACUGAAGUGAGACUGAACCAUCACGGCCUAUACCAGGGGUCUCCAAACUGGUCCAGAAAGGGCCGCUGUGGCUGUUGGUUUUUGUUCCAACCAAAUAGGAGCACAUCAGACUCCACCCAUUUCCUCAACUGAGUCCACCUGUAGACUUGGUGAAAUAGGUGGAGUCUAGUGUGCUCUUGCUUGGUUGGAACAAAAACCGGCAGCCACAGCGGCCCUUUCUGGACCAGUUUACCCAGCCUACAAUCACACUAGGGGAGCAGCAGGACUGGCAUGAAGCCAACAGGGUUACAACAGGGCCCUUGGUGUGUAAGAAGUACUGGAUGUAGAUCAAAAUAUGUUGCAAAAGAAGACACAAAAUAUGUAAAUGUUUUGCCACUGUCAUGAAGGUGAUAGAUUGAUUUUAUGUCCACAAUGUGAGCACACUCCAGCCUGACAGUGGUUGGACCCGUGUCUAUAUUGCUUUAUUGUAUGUUGUGAAAAAUGCCUCGAGACAGAGGGUG
This is a messenger RNA of Salarias fasciatus (jewelled blenny), 1149 nucleotides long. RefSeq lists its product as uncharacterized. NCBI's taxonomy places the organism in Eukaryota, Metazoa, Chordata, Actinopteri, Blenniiformes, Blenniidae. The coding region runs from base 18 to 632 and encodes 204 amino acids. The transcript is spliced from 7 exons. The record is from RefSeq and is a predicted model, not a curated record.